Onychostruthus taczanowskii (white-rumped snowfinch) is the source of this 5048-nucleotide messenger RNA. RefSeq names its product calpain 6 (gene CAPN6). Gene Ontology annotation, molecular function: calcium-dependent cysteine-type endopeptidase activity. The record is from RefSeq and is a predicted model, not a curated record. Lineage: Eukaryota; Metazoa; Chordata; Aves; Passeriformes; Passeridae. Gene Ontology annotation, biological process: proteolysis. Gene Ontology annotation, cellular component: cytoplasm. Bases 302 to 2236 code for a protein of 644 amino acids. The transcript has 14 exons.
AAGCGCACGAGGCUCUGCAGUUUUGGUCAGCUCAGAGCUUUCCUGGUGUCCCUGGGACAUCCCUGGGAGAGUUAUCCCAACACACACCCCCCUGGAGAUGUGAUCGUGGUACAGCCCGGAGAAUUCCACUUAAGAAGCCGAGGGAUCAUUGUUUGCAGGAGCCACUUUGGAGUUCCAUGUGCCCCAGCAGCGUCUGAUCCCAGCCAGGCAAGGAAGGGGAGAUACAUCUCAAAUUCCAACCUGUGUCCAGAAGGAAGAGGAAAGGAACUGACACACAGGACUUCUCCAAACAGGACAGAAGAUGUCCUCAUCAGUGCAGCUCUUCCGAGAUCAGAGGUACCACGAGCUGAAGGGGCAGUGCCUCCAGCAGGGGAUCCUCUUUGAGGACCCUGAGUUUCCAGCCUCGGAUGAAUCCCUUUACUACGACUCAGCAGCAAAAGGGAAAGUGGAAUGGAAGCGGCCAAAGGACCUCUGUGAAGACCCCCACCUGCUUGUGGAUGGAAUGAGCUCCCAUGACUUCCACCAGGGCAAGCUGGGGAACUGCUGGUUUGUGGCUGCAUGCUCCUGCCUGGCUUUGAGGAAAAGCCUCUGGCAGCAGGUGAUUCCAGACUACAACGAGCAGGAGUGGGACCCCAAAAACCCAAGGAAACACGCUGGGAUUUUCCGUUUCCGCUUCUGGCGCUUUGGAGAGUGGACAGAGGUGGUGGUGGAUGAUCUGCUGCCAACUGAGAAUGGGCAGCUCAUCUACUGCCGUUCCAACGUGAGAAAUGAAUUCUGGAGUGCUUUGCUGGAGAAAGCUUAUGCUAAGCUGGCUGGAUCCUACCAAGCCCUGGAUGGAGGCUGUGCUACAGAAGCCCUGGUGGAUUUCACUGGAGCAGUGGCAGAAUCCAUCAGUUUGGAAGAGGGCAAAUAUGGUGAGGUUAUUCCUGAACAGAUGAAGCUGUUUGAAGACUUGAUGAAAGUGCAUAAAAGAGGAGGGUUCAUCAGCUGCUUCAUUUCAGAGUCCCCUGGCCGGCCCAGUGAAGCAGAGACAGAGAUGGGGCUGAUCGUGGGCCAUGCCUACUCCGUGACUGCCAUCAGGAAGCUGCGCCUCGGGGAGAGCCUGGUGUUCUCCUUCAAGGCUGAAAAGCUGUUCAUGAUCAGGCUGAGGAAUCCCUGGGGCAAAAAAGAAUGGCAUGGUGCUUGGAGUGACAGUUCUGAAGAGUGGAAGAAAGUCAGCGAUUCUGAGCGCAAGAAUUUGGGGCUCACUGUUGAGAACGAUGGAGAGUUCUGGAUGACGUUUGAGGACUGGUGUAAGAAUUUCACAGAUGUGGACAUCUGCAGGACUGUGAACACCUCCUGCUUCAGCCUCCACAAGACCUGGGAGAAGGAAAUGAUCUAUGGGGCUUGGGCAAAGCACCCAGAGCCCCUGCUGAACCGAGCUGGGGGCUGCUUUGAUAACAGAGAGACCUUCCUGCAGAACCCCCAGUACCUCUUUGAUGUUAAGAAGGCCCAGGACAAAGUGCUGGUGUCCUUACAGCAGGAGGAUCGCCGCAAGUACAAGAAAGAAGGGAAAGGAGACAACAUCACAAUUGGCUUUGAAAUCCUCAAGGUGGAGGACAACAGGAGGUACAGGCUGCACAAGCUCACGGUGCAGGAGAGAGUGGCCACGUCUCCCUACUUCAACACACGCAGCGUGUUCCUGAGGAGGACCCUCCAGCAGGGCCGCUACGUCCUGGUCCCAACCACCUACAUCCCAGGGGUCCCCACAAAAUUCAUCCUCAGGCUCUACACAGAUGUGCCCUCAAAACUCAGGGAGCUGAAGGCAGAUAGGCCUAAAAUGACGUGUUGGAGUCUCCUUUGUGGCUACCCACGCAGAGUCACCCAAAUCAAAGUCCACUCUGCAGAGGGUUUGCAGAAACAAGACAGAUCAGGAGGAGCAGAUCCCUACGUGCUCAUCAAGUGUGAGAAGCAAAGCCGGCGCUCCCCGGUGCAGCACGACACCACCAGCCCCGUCUUCAACACCCAGGUGAUCUUCUACAGGAAGGACAUCGACAGUCCUGUCACCAUCCAGGUGUGGAACAGCAACCUCCUGAGUGACCAGUUCCUGGGGCAGGCGGUGCUGGCAGCCUCCCCGGGUGAGCCCCUCAAGCAGCAGCGGCUGCAGCUGCGGGGCAGAGGCGGCGGGGAAGCGGCCGAGGUGCCGGGUCACAUCAGCGUCACGGUGCUGUGCAGCGAGGACCUGGGCGAGCUCUGAGCUCCGCACAGCCAGACGGAGCUGUCGCCUCCCGGCAGCACAGGGAGCACAUCAGCAUAAUCGCUUUAAAGGGGGGGAAAAGUCCUCCUUUGGGAAAGGGGGAAAUGCAUAUUUAUCCAUAGCUAUGCUCGUGAUACAGCUCAUGCAGUAGGAGAGUGUUGCAAUAGGACACGAAAUAAAACCACGCGGACACUGGAACUGCAAGGUAAGAAGAAGAAGAAGGGUGGUUUAUUUCUUGACUCUAACAUUUGUAGACUUUCAAAAGUGACAGUGGAUUGGAGGAUGAAAGUGCCACUUCUCCAAUGACACUGGACAAACCAACAGUCUAUCAAAUUUGUCUUCCUCCAGAGAGGAAUGUAAAAACAAUAAUUAUUUACAUAAAAGUGCAUGAGAAACUCCAUUACAAGAAUAUAAACAUCUGAAGGCUUAGAAGAACUAGAAGAACAGGGUGACAGGAGAGGGACCAAAUGGAAUGCUGGCAGGGAAGCUGAUGGGGAUGGGAGCAUGGUUGAGGAUGCAGGCAGAAAUGGCUGCAGCUCCAUCGAGCACCCACCGGUAGCUUGGGAACUGGCAAGUACAAGGGGGAUUCAUGGGGAUAUUUUUUCCAUAUCCUUCCCAUAGAAGGAUAUAAAUUUCUUGAUGAAUUUCACUAUAGAUUAGAUGUUUCUGUUCCUUGGUGAAAAUAGAGCUCAGUCAUAGCUUGUGGCCUUAAGACCAGUCUUUCCAGGACAACAUUAAAACAGAGGGGCAGAUCUUGCAGUGCCUGUUUGAACACCACAGCAAAUAAGAGCUUUGUCCACCCAAAGGCUCUCAGACUGACUUUCUGAUUGUUCUCUUCUCUGCCUCGAGCUGGUCACUCGCAGUUUGGUAUCUCUGUCCAAGGGCACCUCACAGGUCAGCUGGGGCUUUGCUCAGAGCACAGAUUCAGUUAAUGGGAGCCUCCUUGCUUUGUUUAAGCCACAUCAUGCUAAAAAUGGGAUAAAAGCCCUCUUGUUUUGGUAGAUGUAGCACCAGCCCGAAAGGAGAAAAUGAGCUCAUGAGAAGGGUGGGGUUGUAAAAGCAGGGUGCUGUUCCCUGGCAGUUGCAAGGUCUCACUCUCAAAAUUUUGCAGUCAUUUAUUGCUGUCACGACUGAUGUUUGAUGGAGUUUCACUCGGGUACCAUAGAGGACGGAUGUUAUUUCACAUUUCCCUCCCAGCUGGGGUCUGGUGCCAGCUCUUCCCUUCCCCUGCAGCCCUGGCAGGGUUCCCUCAGCAGCUGUCUGGGGUGGGCAUGCUGGGCAGUGACCCUGGCAGUGCACGGGGCUCUGUGCCAGACACUCAGAAAUGGAUUUUACACAGCUGCAGAUUCUGGGUGGGAAAGUGAAGCUAAAGGACCAUUCUGCCUUUUUACAGCCAGGAAAUUUGGAUUUCUGUGUGCCUUGUAGCCACUUCAGCCACACUGCAAUUUUUACAAUUUAUGAAAUGGCCCUUGACAGAGCUAAUGUUUUCACAAAAGGUCUCCUCAGGGCUCCAAAAAGAUGAUUGCUGUGGUAGGAAAAUGCUUUCUCUGACAUGCCAGAGAUGGUCUGUGGGGCUGUGAACGAUGCUGCAGUGCCAUCAGCUUGCACAUACCAAGGACCAAAAUCCAGCUCUUCUCAGACAAUUUGGGCUCAGGCCAUUUGGCACAGCAGAGAUCUUGUCAGAGGUGUGAACUACAGGCCCCACAGGCAAGUGACAUUCUCUGAAAGCUCAUGGCUCCAGGGCUGCUUACUCCAGAAAUGUUUGUAAACUGAGAUUUCUCUCUUGAAAAGCAUAAACUGUCUCAUGCAGACCAGAGCUUGGACAGGGGAACUGCAAAGGUCGGGGCUGCCCUAGAGACUGAGAGCUGUUUGCUGUGCUUUUCCUCACACUCUGUCCAGGCUGUGGGAGCUGCUUCCUGCAGUGUUCCCUAUGGGAUGGUGCCCAUUCCCUAUGGGAUGGAGGCCGUUCCCUAUGGGAUGGGGGCCGUUCCCCAUGGGAUGGGGGCCAUUCCUGGGGCUUGGCUUGGCCAAGGAUCAGUGUUUAGCCUGAAAAACAUUCCACACUGAGAUGGCACCAGAGGUUUGUGCCUCCCUGCCCCACCAUUUGGCUGAGGAUGCUCCUGAGCCCACUGAGGGCACAAAGCCAGCGCAGCCCCAAGCUGGAGGGGAGUCCCUUGGCUCGUUCCUUGCAGCCACACAGCCCUGGCCCCAGUCCCAGCACCACCACCCUGUUCCAGCCUCUGCACAGGGCUGUCCCCAGCAUGAGUGGGACACAGGGAGCAUGAUCAGCAGUUCUUGGGUGUGUACAGCCUGGAAAAGUGGGAACUCAGGGUGAGGAGCACAGACACGGUGACCUUGAGGCCUUGAUGAUUGUGCCAGCUCCAGACAUUGCCCCAGUUUGUCCCCGUGGCACGGGGCCAGGCACUGCUGGCCAGUGCUGGCCUGAGGGACUGGCGGUGCUGGGAGCUGCAGGAGGCUCAGCAGGAUGCCUCCACCUCUGCAGUGAUUGUUUUUGGGAACUGCUUGGUUUUCCCAUCAGGAGGAGCUGAUCCAGCUUGGGAAUACAGCUGGCUCUGCUGGUUUACAGAUGCUUCUGCCUUCCCAGGUGAAGCCAGGCAAGGGCAGGCUGACAGGGGCUUGUGCUGCUACCUGCUUCUAACUUUGGUACUUAAAAUUGUUCAUUUUUUAACAAUAUCAACAUAUGGGAAAACAUCUUGGGUUUUUUUUUUGGGAGGGGAGAAGAGCUGCAUUUAUGUACACACUCGAGCCACCUCAAAAAUUAAAACAGGUGGAAAUGAGUGUAAAAUAUUUC